This is a messenger RNA of Humulus lupulus (European hop), 1395 nucleotides long. RefSeq lists its product as uncharacterized. Gene Ontology annotation, biological process: rRNA processing; ribosomal small subunit assembly. The record is from RefSeq and is a predicted model, not a curated record. The transcript has 9 exons. NCBI's taxonomy places the organism in Eukaryota, Viridiplantae, Streptophyta, Magnoliopsida, Rosales, Cannabaceae. The coding region runs from base 189 to 1229 and encodes 346 amino acids. Gene Ontology annotation, cellular component: CURI complex; UTP-C complex.
CCACUCCCUCAAUUCACGAUUACUCCUCGUCUAGUCCUUCUCUCCAUUGAUGAACACAGGUUGCACACACACAGAACUCACUCACUACUCACUCCCUCUCUCUCUCACGCACGGCGUCGGCCACCGCCGGGGUCUCUCUCUCAGGCACGGUGCAGUUGGGGCUACUGUGUGUCUUGAAAAUUAUAGAGAUGGGAACCAAUGAUUUUCAGAAGAAAAAAAGGAAAAAUAACAAGCUUACCGAGCUUUCCCAAGAAGAUAGAAAAUUAAACAAAAUUGUUGCCGAACCUAAAGAGGACCAACAUUCAGAGAAGAGAAAAAGGAAGAAGGAACAUAAUGUUGGUGUUGGCAACUUUGUUCAAUUUCCUUUUGAUGACGAUACUUCAAUAAGAAAAGGGAAAAAGAAGAAAGGUGAGAAAUCAGCAAGGAAGGGAAAAGUGAAGAAUGCAGAGAACAACAAUGCUUUGAUUGAAAACAAUGAGCAAAUUGAUUGCGAGCCUGCUGACGAUUUAAAUGAACAUGGUAUUUCUUCUUUAGUAGGUAGGUCAAAGAAAGCUUUGAAGAAGAAAAAAUAUCAAAAUUCUUCUAAGGAAGAUGACUCUGCACAGGAUAAAUUAGAAGAUGCUCACAAUGAGGUUUGCCAUGCCCCGUCAACAGAUGAACCCUUUUUGAAAAGGAAGAAAGGCAGGUCAAAGGAAGCAAAGAAAAACAAAAAGAAGCAGAUAGAUCAUGAUUCAUCAAAAGAGUUGAAGUCACUGGAAAAGGAAGAAACAGCUAUUGAAGAUGAUGUUUAUCUUAUCUCUUCGGGGGAUGAGGACUGUUCCAAAGGAAUGAAAAAAUGGAUUACGAAGUACCAUCAGAGUCGACCAGGGUUGACCAUACUUCAAGAAAGAAUAGAUGAGUUUAUUACUACUCAUGAGGCACAAUUGGAAGAGGAAAGAAAAGAAAGAGAAGCUCGUGUUGCCGAAGGAGGAUGGACAGUUGUUACCCAUCAUAAAGGAAGGAAAAAGACGACCGAUGCUGAAAGUGGAAUCACAGUAGGUUCUGUUGCCCAAGCUGUUGCAGAUAACAAGUUGGCCAAGAAGAAAACCAAUGAAGUUGGUCUUGACUUCUACCGCUUCCAAAGAAAAGAAUCCCAGAGGAAUGAGAUUAUGAUGCUCCAGAGCAAAUUUGAGCAGGACAAAAAGAAAAUACAACAGCUCAGAGCAGCUAGGAAGUUCCGGCCUUACUGAGUUCUGUCUAUACUUUCCUAAUUGGAAUUCAAUGAUUUUGUGAUCUAAAGUCUAAACCAAAAUUUUGACAUGUAAUAACUCUCCUUUGUAGAAUAACAAUUUUUGGAUGCAAAUUGUGGUUUUCUAGUUCAAUGUAUCUUCGUAUUGAUACGAGGAGUAAUGUUAC